Messenger RNA from Aspergillus oryzae RIB40, 1035 nucleotides. Its product is annotated as putative UDP-N-acetylmuramate dehydrogenase. Bases 1 to 1035 code for a protein of 344 amino acids. Gene Ontology annotation, biological process: cell wall organization. The transcript has a single exon. The record is from RefSeq and is a predicted model, not a curated record. NCBI's taxonomy places the organism in Eukaryota, Fungi, Ascomycota, Eurotiomycetes, Eurotiales, Aspergillaceae. Gene Ontology annotation, cellular component: cytosol. Gene Ontology annotation, molecular function: UDP-N-acetylmuramate dehydrogenase activity; FAD binding.
AUGUCCGGCCUGCUCUGGGAAGAAAAUGUUGAUCUCCAGGCGUACAACACCUUCAACAUCAAAUCAACUGCCCAGUAUCUGGUACGGAUCAGAAGCCCUAGCGAGCUGGCUGAGCUGGUGGCUUUGCCACAAUUUCAAAGCAAUCGCCAAUUGAUACUUGGCGGUGGAAGUAACAUCCUAUUCGGGAAUGACCGAUUCAAUGGAGUAAUUGUCAAGAACGAAAUCCAGGGUAUUGAGGUAGUGUCUGAAGAUCACAGACACACAUGCCUACGUGUUGGUGGAGGAGUGGGAUGGACAUCGCUGGUCAACUAUUGCAUCGAUCAGGACCUUGGUGGUCUGGAGAACCUUUCUAUGAUACCAGGUACAGUUGGAGCAGCGCCAAUACAGAAUAUCGGUGCAUACGGGGUGGAGCUAGGUGACGUGCUGUUAAGUGUGGAGGUAUGUGACCUUGGCACCGGUGACAUGAAGACAAUGACAAAAGAAGAUUGCGCCCUGGGAUACCGAGAUAGCAUCUUCAAGCAUACUUCAAUGGUGCUCAUGGUCUGUUUUAUCACGAUCAAGGUAACCAAGGCCCAGUUUCACCGUGUAACGAUCAAUUAUGCUUCAAUGCAGCAUGCUUUACAAGAGAAAGGCAUCACAGCACCCACGAUACGAUCAGUCAGUGAAAUAGUCUGUUUGAUGCGUAGAAGGAAGCUACCUGAUCCCACAGUCCUAGGAAAUGCUGGGAGCUUUUUCAAAAAUGUCAUUUGCGAUCAAUCUGUCCUAAAUACCCUGCAACAGAUGCAUGCGGACAUUCCAUGGAUCUCAAAGUUAGAUGGACGAUGUAUCAUACCAACAGCAUGGUUGAUUGAGAAAUAUGGUUGGAAAGGAAGACAAAUCGGACGGGCUGGGGUUUAUUUCGGCCAUGCUCUUGUGCUUGUGAAUCUCGGCGGCGCACAAGGAAGCGAAAUCCUGUCUCUUUCAGAGGCAAUAUCACAAGACAUACGGAUUAACAUGGGGCUGCUAUUGAAACCAGAAGUAAAUAUUGUCAAAUAA